Messenger RNA from Poecilia latipinna (sailfin molly), 1992 nucleotides. It is a transcript of the gene vip, whose product is annotated as vasoactive intestinal peptide. The record is from RefSeq and is a predicted model, not a curated record. Gene Ontology annotation, biological process: regulation of protein localization; epinephrine secretion; adenylate cyclase-activating G protein-coupled receptor signaling pathway. The transcript is spliced from 6 exons. Bases 170 to 625 code for a protein of 151 amino acids. Gene Ontology annotation, molecular function: neuropeptide hormone activity; peptide hormone receptor binding. Gene Ontology annotation, cellular component: neuron projection; extracellular region. Lineage: Eukaryota; Metazoa; Chordata; Actinopteri; Cyprinodontiformes; Poeciliidae.
CCCCACCUCCCUCCUGCAAGCCAGAUACAUCCAGGUGUAUAAAACGGGGACAGAACCGACGGCGAACAGGAACAGGCAGACAGAGGCAGACUGGGUCAGCAGUUUGGAGCUACAAGCAGCUGUAUAGGAUCAAGAGAAGAACCGACGAUCGCAACUUUCCGCAGAGCAAAUGUGUAAAGCGAUGGUACAACGGACCGGCCCCCACCUGCUUCUCCUAAUAGCCCUGUGCAGUGUGUUAUACUCCCGGACUCUGAGUCUGCCGUACACAUCCACGAGACCGACGAGACAUGCAGACGGUUUGUUCACCAGUGGAUACAGCAAACUCCUGGGGCAGCUGUCGGCGAGGAGGUACCUGGAGUCUCUGAUCGGGAAGCGCGUCAGUGAUGACCUGAUGGAGCCGGCGAAGCGCCACACAGACGCCAUCUUCACAGACAACUACAGCCGCUUCCGGAAACAGAUGGCGGUCAAGGAGUACCUGAACUCUCUCCUAACGGGAAAGAGAAGCCUAGAAGAUCCUGGAACCAGCGAAGCAGAAGAGUCCAGGGAUGAACCCACCUCUUUCCAGGAGCGCUACGAUAACAUCAACGUAGACCACCUCCUAAACAACUUUCAGCUGCCACUUUGAGGAGGGGUCCACGUUGGAAUGAAUACCUCAUCUCAUCUUAUAAAAAUGCUAUUUACAAAGCAAACAAACAAAAAAGAAAUAAACACAUUUAAAAAUAAAAAUGCACACACAUGGUAUUCGAUGCAAAGGACAUUCACAACGGGAUCGGUGUGGCUAUUUAUCUAUCCAUCUACCCAGUACAUGUUUACACUGUAUGUAUUCAGAUCAUGGUAACGGUUAAAGAUUCUACAGGCAGCACUGAGUAACGUGUGUCUCUGUGUGUGUGUGUGUGUGUGGUGUGUGGGUGUGUGUGUGAGCGCGCGCAGGUUUGAUUGGUCAGAAAUGCUACGAGAAGAGUUUAUUUAAAACAGGGGCCACUUUUAUCUGUUUUCAGAUUUCGUUCUUUUUCCCAAAAGUUUCUCACAUUGGCGUCAAUUUUUUUUUUCCUUUCGAAGACGAACAUCCCGAUUUCCAAAGACGAUUCUCAAACUGCGUGACGUCUUAAGGAAUCCUCACAGAUUUACAUUUGGAGACAAUCUGCUAGAGUCCAUUUGAUUUUCAGUGGCAUGCAUCUCCAUAAGCUUUUAUUUUUCUUUUCUUUUGAAGAAUACAUAGACAUCACAAAUUUUGCUAUUAUGUUGAACUUGUUGCAUUUCCUGUUUUUGUCUUAAUGUCUACAAAAAAUGGUGUUUAAAUUGGAAAGUUCAGAAACAAAAACAGAUUUUGCUCCAAAUUCUGGCCUGAUUUAUUGACUUAACUCGUAAACGUAAAUGCUUUUGGAAUAUUAAUUGUAGAUUUUAACUUUUGGCAAAGCAACUAGGAACUUUGUUUAAAAAAAAACAUUUCCUAGCUAAAUAGUUGGUUGUUCAAUCAACAUCAUUUUGAAAGUUGUGUAAUUGGUGUACCUCUGUGUUUGCAUUAGACCUGUAGCACACAACUCUGUCAUUAAAAUAUGCGUUUAUAAUUAUUAAAUGACUUUAAUUACAAGCCAAUCAUGUUCUGUCAGAUCUUCCAGUUUGUCAGCUGCAAAGGGACUUCCAUUGAUUUCUGCAUAUUGAGAAUUUCAUAGUAUAACGAAAAAUCUGCCAUUUUCUGUUGUCUUUGCAUGUUAAAUGAUAUAAAUUGUAACAAUGGGCUCCGUUCAUUUCUAGUGGUGUUUUCUGGAAUGAUUGUGGGGCGUUUUCAUCGAGUCUGUAAGCGAGUCUUAGGUUGUGAAUGAAGGAGGCUGCAAGGCAAAAGGACGAAACUUGGAAAGGACACAGAUGCAUAUAAUCACUUUAUACUAUUCAACAUAAAGAGCAAAGAGGUUUUCAUAAUGCGUGGAACCGCCUUUGGCACAUAUAAUGAUGAGGACACGUGUGACCAAAUAAAAGAUGUUGGUUUAUUUU